AAAAAACAGAAGACUUGUUUGCUGACCAAUGACUUGAUGACUCAGUCAGGAGUCAGGAGCAUUUGAUCACAAAAAGACGUGUAAUCAUCCCGUUGGCUGCAGAUAUUUCCUUUUUGUGCUUAGUUGCCUAUUCUUCUAUAUAAAAAAAAGUAAAACACCGCUAUGGUCUUUAAUUUUUUUUUUGAUCAAAGGUCUCUUUAAUUAAGUGUACCUUUUUAACCCACCAAAGGACUGAAGAGAUCCUGAGGAUGGCCGGCGGAGGAUUUGCGACGGCUCCGGCAAACGGUGUGGAGUUUGAGGCAAAGAGUACUCCUAUAGUCAUCAUCUCUUGCAUCAUGGCUGCAACCGGUGGCCUCAUGUUCGGCUACGAUGUCGGUGUCUCCGGUGGAGUGAUAGCGAUGCCAGAAUUUUUGAAAAAGUUUUUCCCGGUGGUCUACGGAGAGCUGAAAGCCGGCGCCAAGAAAAACAACUACUGCAAAAGUAACAACCAAGGACUACAACUCUUCACAUCAUCUCUGUACUUAGCCGGUCUAACCGCAGCGUUGUUCGCUUCAUACACGACGAGAACACUUGGACGAAGGCCAACCAUGCUCAUAGCUGGCGUGUUCUACAUCAUCGGUGUGGUUCUCAAUGCUGCCGCACAAGACUUAGCCAUGCUUAUUACAGGCCGGAUAUUGCUUGGUUGUGGAGUUGGGUUCGCUAAUCAAGCCGUCCCGUUGUUCUUGUCGGAGAUUGCACCCACAAAGAUCCGAGGUGGUCUUAAUAUUCUGUUUCAGCUUAACGUCACUUUUGGUAUCCUCUUCGCCAAUCUUGUCAACUACGGCACCGCUAAGAUUAAAGGAGAAUGGGGAUGGAGGCUGUCACUUUGUUUGGCCGGAAUCCCAGCGCUUCUACUGACUGUGGGAGCUUUAUUGGUGACGGAGACACCGAACAGUCUCGAUGAAAGAGGUCGUUUCAAUGAAGGCAAAGCCGUUCUCCGUCAGAUUCGAGGCACCGUUAAUGUGGAACCAGAGUUCGCUGUUCUCCUUGAAGCUAGCAGCCUUGCCAAAGAAGUCAAACACUCUUUCAGAUACCUUCUUCAACGCAGGAACCGGCCUCAUCUCAUCAUCGCCGUUGCCUUGGAGAUUUUCCAGCAAAGCACUGGAAUCAACGCCAUUAUGUUCUAUGCUCCUGUUCUUUUCAGCACUUCAGGCUUUGGGAGUGACGCGUCUCUCUACUCUGCAGUGCUCACCGGUGCAGUCAACGCCUCCACUCUAGUCUCUAUCUACUUCGUUGAUAAAGUCGGUCGUCGUGUUCUUCUUCUUGAAGCUGGAGUCCAGAUGUUCUUCUCUCAGCUCGUGAUCGCCAUUGUCCUCGGCAUGAAAGUCACAGACCACUCUAAUAACCUUUCCAAAGGGUUUGCGGUUCUGGUUGUGGUGAUGAGCUGUACCCAUGUAGCUGCUUUCGCCUGGUCUUGGGGACCGCUCGGUUGGCUAAUCCCCAGUGAAAUUUUCCCUCUGGAGACACGUUCCAUGGGGCAGAGUGUGACGGUCUGUGUCAACUUGCUCCUCACUUUCAUUAUAGCUCAGGCUUUCCUCUGGAUGAUGUGUCAUUUCAAGAUUGGGAUAUUCAUCUUCUUUUCUUCGUGGGUCUUGGUCAUGACUCUGUUUGUUGUGUUCCUCCUUCCUGAAACCAAGAACGUACCUAUCGAGGAGAUGAGGGAGAGAGUGUGGAAGAAGCACUGGUUCUGGGCUAGGUUCAUGGAUGAUCAAAAUGUAAUCGGUUAGAAGAGUAACAACAGGUGAUUAACAAUACACCAGAUAGAUAUAAGAAAAGAUAAUUCCACUAAAUAUACAUUCCA
This is a messenger RNA of Raphanus sativus (radish), 1840 nucleotides long. RefSeq names its product sugar transport protein 13. NCBI's taxonomy places the organism in Eukaryota, Viridiplantae, Streptophyta, Magnoliopsida, Brassicales, Brassicaceae. The record is from RefSeq and is a predicted model, not a curated record. Gene Ontology annotation, biological process: monosaccharide transmembrane transport. Gene Ontology annotation, molecular function: monosaccharide transmembrane transporter activity. Gene Ontology annotation, cellular component: membrane.